Dicrocoelium dendriticum is the source of this 2538-nucleotide messenger RNA. NCBI's taxonomy places the organism in Eukaryota, Metazoa, Platyhelminthes, Trematoda, Plagiorchiida, Dicrocoeliidae. The record is from the annotation of a GenBank genome assembly.
AACUUAUUUCAUAUGCUCAUUAAUUUAAGAUUUUUGUCACGUUUCCUUAUUCAUUACUCAAUUUCUUUUCUUUGUUAGCUUUCUCUCAAGUGAUUGGCUGUGGCUUGAUAUCCUCCGUGUGGCUGCGCUUGAUGUGCAUGUUGACAAGGUGCCUACCUGUCUAUUACCCACUACCUCGUCCAUACUGGCUCCAGGAGCCAGUUGGUCAUUGCUGGAGGGACCGGGUGCAUGGUUCGUGUGGCCGUGUUAAGAUCAAAGAGUGGUUCCAUGCACUCAGUGUGGAGCAGACUACGGUCCAGCCACCGCCUUGUGUACUCUUGAUUCCUCGAAUACAGCGUGCUUGUGUUUGUCUGUGAAGGAGUGUGGGCCGGCUCCGUUGAUGAAAACUGGCUCCCAUUCACAUGCCUGCCGGUCUUAUUCCUUCGGGUUUACACUGGAUAUGGGGUGUGUGGUUGGAGCUGUGGGUGGUGCAGCGCAAGCCAGCCAUGGUCCCUCUGUAGGCGCAGGCGUCCUGUGGCUGGCCACAGUGACAAGCAAAUCCGAAACCGGAUGCCGCCAACCAUAUAAUGUUGAGCAGGAGCUGCAUCUACUUCUGUUGAGAUAAGCUCUUUAGUUAUCUUGUUUAGUUCUGAAUUAUCCCUGCUCAAGUAUGCAGUUAGUAUAUGCGUACAUCACCUAUGGCUGCUGACCGCAUGCGGGUUUUCACUUUCUAGUUACUACCUUUUGCCAAGCGUUGUGUUCGCUUUUUCUUCUGUUUGCCCUGGCCUAAUUUGACGAGUUUUAGCCUGCUUGAUCAAGCGCAUACAAAUAUGUGCACUUCUCUAAAGUUCCUCUGCACCCAAUGUGCUAAUGGUGCUUAAUUACUCUGCUUCCAGUAUCUUACACACAUCGUAAGAUCCAGUCAGAGGACGGUAGUCCAUGAGGACACUUGAACAGUUUUUCUCUUCCUCCAACUUGUACAUUGAGUAACACCGAGAAGUGGCAAGCACCUGUUGUCUUGUUAAGCUAAAACAUAAAAUGAUGAGGAACCAUGUGUUCCGAACCUUAUUCUACUUUUCUCGUUGUUAAUUAAUACAUUUUAUUAUAAAGGUUUUUGCCAGCAGUAAUUCAAGCCACAAAUAAAUCGUUUUUUCGCUUUCUGUACUAUUACUGAGUGGCAUCUCACUACGGUAGUCCAUGGUACGAAUCACCGAAGAGCUUAUUCGCAAACGAGCAGAGCACAAUGAGGGAGAAGUUUUUUCCCUUGAAGAAUUGUCACUUCAUCAACAAAAUCUGGAACGAAUUGAACUUCUAGAUAAAUUAUGUCGGGAUCUAAAGAUCUUGUACUUACAGAAUAACCUCAUUUCAAAAAUUGAGAACGUUUCAAGGCUGAAAAAAUUGGAAUAUCUAAACUUAGCUCUAAACAAUAUCGAAAGAAUUGAAAAUUUGGAGGGUUGUGAGUCCCUGAAGAAACUUGAUUUGACAGUCAACUUUGUUGGUGAUCUUAUUUCUAUCGAAUGCCUUGUUGAUCUGUACGCAUUGGAGGAAAUCUACCUUACCGGGAACCCAUGUGCAGAUUAUCCACAUUACAGGCACUAUGUUAUCGCCACUUUACCACAAUUGCAGAAAUUAGAUGGAACCGACAUUUCCAAAUCAGAGAGAAUUGUUGCGCUGCAAAAUCUUGAACAGAUUCGUCCAGCUAUUAGAGAAUGUCAGGAGAAACAUUUCAGAAAAAGAAUGAAUGAGAAGAAUGAGGCAGCGAAUCGUCGUAAGAAGCUUCAGGACAAACUGGCCAAUUGUGAUGGUAGUGAACUCGACUCAACAGUAAAAGAGUUUUGGGACGAAAAAGUUCCCUUCACUCCCGAAUCCCGAGUGGAAACUCAUGAAUACAUGCAGAUGCAAGAAGAAGCGAAGACUAAGUACAAAGAGAGGGAGAAACCCAAGCGGAUGGCGCCGAGGUUGUUCGCAGAUGAUGGAAGACCACUGAACGUAAAUGAACCAAAAAUAUCGUUCAAACUUACAGAAGGGCAAGUAGAAGGACAAGACGCAUUUAUCUUGGAUGUUUCUGUGUAUCGUCACAUGGAGACUACCUUGUUGGACUGUGAUGUUCAACCCAAUUACGUCCGGGUCAGUUUGAAGAAAAAGGUUUUGCAAUUGGCACUCCCAGAGGAAGUCCAACCGGAUCGGUCCGAAGCGAAGCGUUCACAGACCACUGGACAUCUGGUGAUCACCAUGCCAAAAGUAACUCAGUUGCUAAGAGCCGCUUGCACCAGAACACAAAUGGAUUCACCCCGGGCGCAUCGUAACGCCGUCCAACGAAACAUGCGAGCAGGUGAUUCCGCGGAAUGUCCUGGCAAGCAGCCUUCCAAAUUGCUUCUCGAUGACGAGUGCAACACAGGUGUGAGAGUUGACUGGAAGUCGAUUGUCAGCCCAAAAAACAAAGAAUCCGGAUCAACGAAUCACGAGACUGGUGUACUCAGACGCAACCCCAUGUUGGUCCGCAGUCGAUCGAACAGUCCAGACUUCGUCGAUUGUCCUGAUGUGCCGCCCUUAGUGUAA